Molecule: messenger RNA, 1226 nt
Organism: Parasteatoda tepidariorum (common house spider)
Lineage: Eukaryota; Metazoa; Arthropoda; Arachnida; Araneae; Theridiidae
Product: leukocyte receptor cluster member 9
Source: RefSeq, a predicted model, not a curated record
GCGCAAUGUUACGAAAAUCUUGAGAUUUAUCAUCAUAUUUAAGUGGUCUCACCUCUCCUUUUUUUACCGAUUAUUUUGCUUCGUGAAACGCAAAGUUUAUUUUCUUAUAUUAACUACUUUUGAGUCAAACUCUAAUGGCGGGAAACAAAACUAAGAAAUCUCCCAAACCUGAAGAUGUUGAAGCACCGGCAAAAAAACCUUCAAUGAAAACAGCAAGCGAUGUCAUUUCAAGACUGUUGUGGGAUGAAUCAUUACCCAAAGAGAAGUUUUUCGUGGGUUAUUUAGACAGAUUCGAUGGCAUCAUAGAGAAACCAUUCACUUCCCUCGAUUGGAGGGAUCCUGCAACUGUCGACAACUACACACUAGCAUUGCCCAAGCAUAGAAUCCAAUACUUUAAAUACUUGAGCAGAAAAGUGUGGGACAAAGCUACACGAAAAGACAUAGUAUUUGGUUCUACGGGUUAUCCACACACUAUUCUCGAAUUCAUGGCCAUGGUUGACCAGGAUAUAUUGGAAUUUCAAGAAGAAGAUAUGGAUGAUGGUAUAGAGCCUAUAAGAAGUGGAGUUAUUCCAGAAGCUUCUAUUGAUAGUGACAGUGAUGAGGAAUACGAUAUGUCAGAGCGAUCCAAUUUCUUCAUUGCUGCUAGAAUUACUGAUGAAAAGAUAGUUAAUCAUUUAAAACAAGUGUCCGAUUAUAUUAUGUCCAAAGAUGAGCUUUUAGCUCCUUGUUGCAUGGCACCUGACAUGUUUCAUUUAACUUUAACCAUUCUUAAACUUGAUUCUCCCGGUGACGUUAGCAACGCUGUAGAAGCUUUGAAAGCCCUUUCGCAAAUACCGUUACCUCAAGCCCAAAUCGAACUCGACGGGUUAGAUAAUUUCAAUUUAAGAGUUCUGUAUUCGAGAGUUGAGAAAAACGAUGAACUUACGACUCUCAGAAACAAAUUAGUUGAUGAACUAGUGUCUAGGAACUGUAACAUUACAGAUAAAUUUAAAUUUGUACCACACGUAACGCUUGCAAAGCUUUCCCGUGCUAUUUGUAGAAUGCGGCAUAGUAAUUUCAUAGAUCAGUAUCUGUAUCUAAAAUUUGAAGAUGAUUAUUUUGGUAAACAGGCUAUUGAUAAACUGUAUUUAUGUGAAAUGGGAGCAGCGCGGAGAGAAGACGGUUUUUAUAAAUGUGCUUGUGAAGUAUCUUUAAAUACUUUAUAAUAAAUUUAUAACCUAAACAUA